UAAUGCCGAGUUGAGUUUGGAUGGUAAUAUAUAUUUCUUGGAGGAAGGGUUGCGAGAAGAGAGGUCGUUGGAGAAGAAUGGAUCCUGGAAACGAAGUCGAGGGCUCUAAUGGAGAGAUCAAUUACAUUCUCGCGACGAAUGUAAUGCAGCAGAUACAUUAUGUAUCGAGAGAAAGACGAGGAGAGGCCUAUGGGAAGUUUAGGGGAUUUCGUGGCUGCACUAUUUGGCUGACUGGACUCUCGGGUGCUGGGAAAACCUCUAUCUCGUUUCAACUUGAAAAUUACCUUAUUUCUCAGGGAAUACCAGCCUACAGCUUGGACGGUGACAACGUCCGACGAGGUCUAAACAGGAACCUCGGUUUUGCCAAGGAAGACCGCGAGGAAAACGUUCGUAGAGCAGCCGAGGUAGCAAAACUCUUCUCUGAUUGCGGUAUAAUCACCAUCUGCAGCUUCGUUUCGCCGUUCGACGCAGACAGGAAGCUAGCUAGGAAGAUCCACGAGGAUUUUAACUUACGAUUCUUCGAGAUCUUCGUGAAGGCCUCGAUGGAGACCUGCGAAGCUAGGGACGCGAAAGGGCUCUACGAGAAGGCUAGGAAAGGGAUGAUCAAAAGCUUCACGGGAAUCGGGCAGGAGUACGAGGCACCAAAGCACGCAGACCUAGUCGUGGACACCGAACUUCAUGAUCUAGGGACUUCGACGAAGAUGGUGAUCGAGCUCUUAAGAAAGGAGGGAAUUCUUCCGAAGAUUCGACAGGAGGUCGACGAGCUAUUUGUGGAGAAAGAGAGGAUAGAAGAGGCGAGGAGAGAGGCGGAGAAUCUUUCUAGUAUCGAAAUCACUGAUGUCGACUUGCAAUGGAUUCAAGUGCUCGCUGAAGGGUGGGCAACUCCACUUAGGGGUUUCAUGAGAGAAGACCAAUACUUGCAAUGUCAACAUUUCAAGUUUAUCGAACAAGAUGGAGACGUAAUUAAUCAGUCGAUACCUAUUGUACUUCCGGUUAGCACAGCUCAGAAAGAGAGAUACGUUAAUGCACCAGCUCUGACUCUGAAAUAUCAAGAUAGACCUGUUGCAAUUUUAAGGAGACCCGAAUUCUUUGCACACCGAAAGGAAGAAAGGUGUUGCAGAGAAUUCGGAACAAGCAAUCCUGGACACCCAUACAUAAAAUUAAUUAACGAAUCCGGUGACUGGCUCGUUGGUGGAGAACUGGAGGUCCUGGAAAGGAUUAGGUGGAACGAUGGCCUCGACAAGUACAGGCUCACCCCUAACGAAAUUCGAAAGAAGUGUAGAGAAAUGGGUGCAGAUUCUGUUUUUGCUUUUCAAUUAAGAAAUCCGAUUCACAAUGGCCAUGCACUAUUAAUGCAGGAUACAAGAAAAUACCUCGUUGAGAAACGUGGUUUUAAAAAACCAGUUCUAUUACUGCAUCCUUUGGGAGGAUGGACUAAAGAAGAUGACGUACCUUUACCAGUAAGAAUAAACCAACACCAAAGUGUACUCGAAGAGGGUGUCUUACACGAAGACACCAUACUUGCCAUUUUUCCAAGCCCAAUGCUUUAUGCUGGACCCACAGAGGUGCAGUGGCAUGCCAAAGCAAGAAUGAUGGCAGGGGCAAACUUUUACAUAGUUGGUCGUGAUCCUGCAGGUUUACCUCACCCUGACAAAUCUAAAACCCCAGAUGGUAAUCUAUACGAUGGGACACAUGGCUCAAGAGUCCUGUCGAUGGCACCAGGCCUUCAAAAUCUCGAAAUAAUUCCAUUUAGGGUAGCAGCUUACGAUAAUAGAACAAGAAAAAUGACAUUCUUCGAACCAGAACGAUCGCAGGAUUUCAAUUUUAUAUCUGGGACUAAAAUGAGAAAUUUAGCAAAAUCUGGUGAAAAUCCGCCUGAAGGAUUUAUGGCGCCAAAGGCGUGGCAAAUCAUCGUAGAUUACUAUAAAAAGCAAUUAAGCAAUGAAUUCUAA
Molecule: messenger RNA, 1952 nt
Organism: Eufriesea mexicana
Lineage: Eukaryota; Metazoa; Arthropoda; Insecta; Hymenoptera; Apidae
Product: bifunctional 3'-phosphoadenosine 5'-phosphosulfate synthase
Exons: 10
Coding region: 21-1952 (643 amino acids)
Biological process (GO): sulfate assimilation; 3'-phosphoadenosine 5'-phosphosulfate biosynthetic process
Molecular function (GO): ATP binding; sulfate adenylyltransferase (ATP) activity; adenylylsulfate kinase activity
Source: RefSeq, a predicted model, not a curated record